AUGAAAAUUAAGAGCUCAUCUUUGUUCGAUGAAUCAAACUACGAAAACCGUGUUACUAUCAUCGACAUGCCGGGGACUGAAGACAGCAUGGCACUAAACGUAGACGGUUACUCAAAAGACGACUUAAAAAGCGACGGACCACACAGUAGUGAUGGGGCUAGCGAUGAACAAAAUCCUGACCUACAAAAUGACCCGAACGAACAAACUGACGCUGAUGACAACAUUGACAGUGACCAUGACAGGGCUAGUCGUGAUAGUACCGCGGCUACAAACGUACCUGGAAGUGAUGGGGGUGACGAAGAAGAAGACGACAACGCCGACGAUGCACGCGCGGGUAACGUUCACGACGCUGGGGACAAUGAUCGUAGAACCACUAGUGGGUCUGAUGAAGGCAAUGGUAACGAUGGUGGUGAUGCUGCCGGUGUCGAAGGUUAUCUGAAGAACCAUGAUUGGAAGGCAGAAUUUGCAGAUCCUAGUAAUACCGCGUUGGGUAUUCAAGGAUUAGUCAGACACAUUUCUAGCCAUCAGAAAAAAUGCUCGGGCAUAAUAUACGUAUGCUUGGAAUGCGCUGAAGAAUUUAGUGCGCCUAGAUUGGAUUACGAUCAUUGGGAGAAAUGUACACCGAACCUCCCCCUCCCUGUGCAGCUCAAACACCGGCCUCGUUAA
Microplitis mediator is the source of this 666-nucleotide messenger RNA. Its product is annotated as prostatic spermine-binding protein-like. The transcript has 3 exons. Bases 1 to 666 code for a protein of 221 amino acids. The record is from RefSeq and is a predicted model, not a curated record. Lineage: Eukaryota; Metazoa; Arthropoda; Insecta; Hymenoptera; Braconidae.